Molecule: messenger RNA, 1233 nt
Organism: Pogoniulus pusillus (Red-fronted tinkerbird)
Lineage: Eukaryota; Metazoa; Chordata; Aves; Piciformes; Lybiidae
Product: 4-galactosyl-N-acetylglucosaminide 3-alpha-L-fucosyltransferase FUT6-like
Exons: 2
Coding region: 1-1233 (410 amino acids)
Cellular component (GO): membrane
Molecular function (GO): alpha-(1->3)-fucosyltransferase activity
Source: RefSeq, a predicted model, not a curated record
AUGCCAGUCAGUGGUGCAGAUCUGUUCAUGGAUCCUGUGGAAGGCAAAAAGUUCUUCAACAAGAAGUUCAUCAUCCUGCCCCUCAGCUUCUUCUUUGGCUUCUGUCUCUUUGUUUACCUCCAUGAGUUCAAGACUCCUUGGCUCGAGCAGUACACCUCCAGACUCAUUGCCUCACCAGCCCACACUGGGGACAACAUUGUCCAAGGAGCCCACCCUGGGGACAGCACUGCCCCAGCAGCCCACCCUGGGGACAGCAUUGCCCCAGCAGCCCACCCUGGGGACAGCACUGCCCCAGCAGCCCACCCUGGGGACAGCACCACCUCACCAAGGAGUGACCAGAAGCUAACCAUCCUGCUCUGGCAGUGGCCCUUUGGGCAACACUUUAACUUUGCCAACUGCACCAAGCUCUACAGAACCCCAGACUGCCACUUCACUGUGGACCACAGCUGGUCCCAAAAGGCUCACGCUGUGGUGAUUCACCACAGGGAUGUCUGCUGGGACCCCAAGAAGCUGACCCAGAUCCCCAGGCUCCAGUCCCAGCGUUGGAUCUGGUUCAACCUCGAGUCCCCAAGUCACUCCCCCAACUUAGGUGCUAUGAACAACCUCUUCAACCUGACCAUGUCUUACAGGAAAGACUCAGACAUCUUCACUCCUUAUGGGGAGCUGCAGCUCCUCGGCGAGCCUCAGCCCUUCAACAUCCCACCCAAGACCAAACUGGUGGCCUGGGUGGUCAGCAACUGGAUGGAAAGCUCCCACCGAGUCAAAUACUACAGGGAGCUGAAUAACCACAUCAAAGUGGACGUCUAUGGGAGGUCCCACUUGCCCCUGCCCGGGGACAAACUCAUUAGCACCCUGAGCCAAUACAAAUUCUACCUGGCUUUUGAGAACUCCCAGCACGAAGAUUACAUCACCGAGAAGCUCUGGAGGAAUGCUUUGUCCUCUGGCACCGUCCCCGUGGUGCUGGGACCUUCCAGGGAGAACUAUGAACGCUUCCUGCCCCCGGGCUCCUUCAUCCACAUCGAUGACUUUGCCAGCGCCAAGGACCUGGCGCAUUACCUGCAGGAGCUGAGUGAGGAUGCUGAGAGGUACCAGAGCUACUUCCAGUGGCGCCGCUGGCUGAAGCCCAACGCGGGCAACGACUGGGCCAUAGACCUGUGCAAAGCCUGCCACUUCCUACAGACGACACAGAACAGGUACCAGGUGGUGCCCGACCUGUCGCGGUGGUUCGUCUAA